Molecule: messenger RNA, 327 nt
Organism: Gongylonema pulchrum
Lineage: Eukaryota; Metazoa; Nematoda; Chromadorea; Rhabditida; Gongylonematidae
Source: the annotation of a GenBank genome assembly
GAGGACGCAGAGAUGGAGUAUCUUCGUGUUGCUCAGGAUUUGGAAAUGUAUGGCAUUCAGUACUAUCCGAUAUGUAACAACAAAGAAACAGAUCUGACACUGGGUGUGUCGGCACAGGGCAUUGGCAUUUACAAGGAGACCAACCGAAUCACGCCUCGUCCGUUCUUUUCGUGGAGUGAAAUCAAAAAUAUCUCAUUCAAAAACAAAGUUGUGAGUUUCCGCAUCUCAUUUGCUAAAGUGUUUUAUCGAUCUAUCAUUAGGAACUCGAAACUGGCACUAAUUUUAUCAUUUUUGCAGUCUUCUUCGUUCCAGUACCACUAUAAAUAA